Solea senegalensis (Senegalese sole) is the source of this 3897-nucleotide messenger RNA. RefSeq lists its product as uncharacterized. Gene Ontology annotation, molecular function: protein binding. Lineage: Eukaryota; Metazoa; Chordata; Actinopteri; Pleuronectiformes; Soleidae. The transcript is spliced from 11 exons. Bases 337 to 2244 code for a protein of 635 amino acids. The record is from RefSeq and is a predicted model, not a curated record.
GGCAGGAGAAAAACACCAUUAGAGGAUGCAAGAAUACAUGCCGUGAAGGCACUGGAUAAGUCAGCAGAAUUAGAAGUCCGGUAUAUUAACUCCUUUAAAGGUCGAGGGGUGUUUUCCAAAGCGCAUUUUGGAAAAGGCGACUUUGUUGUCGAGUACAGAGGGGAGUUAAUAACAUGCCAGGAAUCAGAAAGGAGAAGGAGGACAUAUAACAGGGCAUGCGCUGUGUUUGUCUUUGACUUCCUCUGGCAAGAAAAGAUCUGGUGUAUUGAUGCAGCCCAAGAAGAUGGAAGCCUUGGACGACUGGUCAAUGAUGACCAUAGGAGUCCAAAUUCCAAAAUGAAGAGAGUCAUAAUAGAGGGCAAACCACACCUGUUCCUGUUUGCGUUGAGGGAAAUUCUUCCAGGAGAGGAGAUAACCUAUGAUUAUGGGGGAAAGGAUUGGCCAUGGAGGAAACAGGCUGAAGAACAGUCAGAUGAUGCUGAGUCCAGUACCACAGCAGUCUUCAGUGCUGUUCUGGAGACUUCAGAGAGACCUACAUCCCCCAUCACGCAGGCUGAAGAACAGUCAGAUGAUGCUGAGUCCAGUACCACAGCAGUCUUCAAUGCUGUUCUGGAGACUUCAGAGAGACCUACAUCCCCCAUCACGCAGGCCUUGGAUGAACCAGACUUUGUUGUGUCAACAAAGAAAGUUCCUUGCCUUGUAGACUACUCGGAUUCUGAUGAAUCUCAGGGUCCAUGCACCAAUCCUUGCAGCAGCCAGAUACAGAGUCAGAUUUUUGAAUCUGAUCCUAUCCUCACCGACCAGGACAGACAGUCUAUUCCACAGUUGAGGACCAAGAGCAUACAGAUGAAAGAGCGGAUUUAUUUUGAUUCCGAUGAGCUCUUCGAUCCCAUCUCAGACGACAGUGGAGAAGAAUACAUUCCUAAGAGUACUGAAGAUUCUUCUGAAGAUUCAGACGGAACCAACAUUGUCUCAUUUGACCAUAAAAUGAAGAUGCAGAGAUUUCCAAACAUGGGGAAGAUUGUGGAUGUCAGAGAUGGAUGUCUGUCAAUGCAAGAACUUGACAAAAACUCUUUGAACCCAACUAUUGAGAGAGGGCGCUCACAUAUAAGAAAAAAAGGCACCUCUGGUAAGAGACGUCAAAGGAAUUGUUCAAGUAGUGUAACCAGCCCAAGAACACAAACAAGUACUGUUAACUCCACAAAACAGAGUGAAGGGGGAUACACUGAAGCCCUUUUGGUAAAUUCAGCACCUGAUCUGGUACCAAAUCUGCCUGAUGGAGCCUCUUCCUUGGUUGAAGUGACCAUACCUGCUGUUUGUAAAAAAGAGGAUGGAUCAAGAAUGUAUAACAAAAAACAGUAUUGUUUGUACUGUAAGAAGGGGUUCAUAAAAAUGGCAAGGCAUCUGGAGUGUGCUCAUAAAGACAAGCCAGAAGUUGAAAGGGCUGUGUCCUUCCCAAAAGGCUCCAAGGAACGACGCAUGCAUAUGGAACUUCUAAGAAACAGGGGCAACUUUGCACACAACGUCGAAGUUGUUAAUUCGGGUGUUGGAACUCCUGUGCCUCGCAAGCACAUGCCUUGGAAGCACAUGAAGGUUUGCAAAUUCAAACCUAGUACUCCACUAAAACCUGGCAGAACGUGUGUCCAGGCCCUCUGUGGAUUUGCUGUACCUCCACCACCCUCAGUGAAGGAACAACUUUGGAAGCUGCUGAACAACAUGGUUCAAGAUGAUGUAUAUUUUGCUGUGAAAACUGAUGCCUGUUUAAUGGAAUAUGGUGAACAUUUAUACAACAGGCUGGGCUAUGAUGUCAGUAAACAUGAAUAUAUUCGUCAGAAGUUGAGAGAGCUGGGAAGGCUUCUGAUAUUCUCAAGAAAAAACACUCACUUGAAGACGAUAAAAGAUCACAUAAAACCUGCAAAUUUUAUGCAAGUUGUUCAAGCUGUGAGAGACCUGGCAGGCUACAAUUGUGAAACAAAUGCAUACAAGUGCCCAAGUCUGGCUCUGAAAAUUGGAUACAGCUUGAAAAAAAUUUCAAUGCUCGUUGAAAGCCGGGCAAAUGUGCAAAGUGACUUCAGUACAGCAAAAGAUGCACGUACAUUUCGCAAAGUGUAUGAAGCUAGGUGGAAUGAAAUGAUAUCCUCUGCAUCACUUAGGACCCUUCAGGAGUCUAAGUGGAACACUCCUCAGUUACUUCCAUUCACAAAAGAUGUCCAGACACUCCAUUCCUAUUUAGAUGCUCAGUAACAAGAUCUUUUCAGCAAACUCAACUCAAACUCUUCAGAGACUUCCCUCCAGACAUAUGUAGAGCUGACAAAAAUAAUUUUGACACAAGUCAUUUUGUUUAACAGACGAAGAGCUGGGGAAGUGUCGAAAAUUCCACUUUCUGCUUAUUGUUCUCCUCAUAAUCCAUCAGACCCACAGGAUGAUGUGAAUGAUGCACUCUCAGAUCUAGAGAAGAGACUUUGUCAGCAUUUCCGAAGAAUGGAAAUAAGAGGUAAAAGGGGAAGAAAGGUUCCUGUACUUCUGACCCCAUCAAUGCAACAGACAUUGGAUCUGCUCAUCAGAAAACGGCAGGAAUGUGGGAUUCUCCAAGAAAACACGUACUUAUUUGCAAGACCAUCCAGUAUGAUUUGCUACCGUGGGUCUGACAGUCUUCGAUACUUCGCAAAGGUCUGUGGUGCGAGGAGCCCUGAAAGUUUGACUUCGACAAAACUUCGUAAACAAACAGGAACCCUGUCCCAAGUCCUUAAACUCACUAACACCGAGCUAGAUCAGCUCGCUGAUUUUCUUGGACACGACAUAAGAGUGCACAGAAAAGUUUACAGACUUCCUGAGGGCACGCUCCAACUGGCUAAAAUUAGCAAAGUCCUCAUCGCUCUGGAGCAGGGACGUCUGUCAGAAUUUAAGGGCAAGUCCCUUGAUGAAAUCAACAUUGAUCCUGAAGACAAUGUGCACCUAGACAGUGACCAGGACAGAGACCCUGAGGCAUUGUGUGACCCUGAGGAAGCCUAUGAGUCAGACUCACUGGAGAAUCACUGUGGAUGAGAGUGAGACAACAGGGCCAGAUGUGAGCCACAUCAAUGCAGCCCCACAGCAGGACUCUGUGACACCUCCACAGCCCAAAGAUCGUCACAAACCUCUGAAAAUGUUAAAAGGGCGACAGGGCAAGAAAAGGAUGUGGGAGAAGGAUGAGGUCACUGCUGUUGAAAGGCACAUGAUGUCGUUCAUCACAUCAUGUCGUGUUCCAGGAAAAAGCGAUUGUGAUAAGUGCCUUAACAUUGAGAAAACAGCCCUUAGGAAUAGAGAUUGGCUAGCCAUUAAAUGUUAUGUCAAGAACCGCAUCACAGCUCUGAAGAAGAAAGUUUAAAGCUCCAGUUGGCAAGAGUUUGUUCUCUGCUUUUGUUUAUGUUUGAACUGAGCUCACCAAAAGUUGGCUGUUGUUGAAUGACUUUUAGGAUUUUAAUGUUACAUUCACCUGUUAAGGUCAUGUGUUAUACACACAGAGAAAGACAAUACAGGAAUACCUUUCUUUAUCUGACUGCGAAUGAAAAAAACAGUGGUUAACUGAAUAUAUUCAACCCUGCACACAAUCUUUUAAUUGAUAUGGGAAGCCUUACCGUGGAAAAAAAGAGACAAUGAAACAUUGCAGGCGGACUCUUGUUUUGUUAAUGUUAAAUGUCAAUGUUAAAAUAAUGUUAAAUCCUGUUUUUAUUGUCAUUGUUUUUGUUGAUUGUUUUUUGAAAUACUCGUGUGCAGUUCGACCUCUUAUAUGCUUUGUUCUUUAUAUGUGUGGCAUUCUGAAAUGAUGAUACAACUUCUUCCUCUCAGAAAUUGCCAAACAUCUCUAUGGCCAUAUGUAAUAUUAUGAUACUACAUUAGGUUUAGGCCAUUAGUUAA